This is a messenger RNA of Alternaria burnsii, 3885 nucleotides long. RefSeq lists its product as uncharacterized. The coding region runs from base 1 to 3885 and encodes 1294 amino acids. The record is from RefSeq and is a predicted model, not a curated record. NCBI's taxonomy places the organism in Eukaryota, Fungi, Ascomycota, Dothideomycetes, Pleosporales, Pleosporaceae. The transcript is spliced from 5 exons.
AUGUUUUCAUUCCGAACAAGCCUCCAGCCUGCAUUGUCUGCGAAGCCCAGCGCUAAUCACGCUAGCUUUCUGAAAUCGGUCUUGGGAAAACGCAAUCGAACCACAGGCCCUAAUCGAGCUCCUUGGAAACCAAGCGCGUUCCAUCCUGUCACUCUCAUCACUGCAACAUUGAUAGCUUGGGCUUUUAUUGCCGUCCUACAAGUUCUGCUUAUCCGUAGCCAGAAUGAUGGAGGAAUCAUCUUCGCAACUACGAUCGAUGACAUACCACUCGGACAGUCGUUCGCUUAUCUGUAUCUGCCAACGAUCUUUGCCCUUGUCUUCAGCAUUUUCUGGGCCUGGAUCGACCUCCAGGUGAAGAGAUUUGAGCCUUAUCAUCAGCUUAGCCAACCCGAUGGCGCCUGGGGCAAGGAUAGCUUGCUGAUCAGUUAUCCUUUUGACUUUCUGCCUUUUGUUCCAUUCAGCGCUUUCAAAAGCCGCCAUUGGGCUGUAUUCUGGGCUAGCUUGUGUGUCGUUUUCGUCACCUGGGGCGUUGUGCCUCUCCAAGCCGGCAUAUUCGCCACAGAGACGAUUACUCGUACUUCCGCCGCCACAUUCGCACGAUCUGACGGCUUCAUGUCCGCGAAUAAACAAAUCCAGAAUAUCGACGGCCGCUACAUUCAGUCGGCCCACGGGAUCAUAUGGUUAAACGAGACCCUUCCUCCAUACAUGACCCGCGACUACGUUCUUGCACCAGUUCGGCCGAAGGAUGUCGUUAGUGACUUCGCCUCAAACCUAACGUGGACAUCGGACACGAUGCUGUACAGUCUAGAUAUGAAGUGUGAAACACCCACCGUCAAAGUCAAGAACGAGACCACUUUCAGUGGAGACAUCAACGCUGGAUUUGAAACCAUACAAACAGCUGCGUACAUGAGUAGCAACGGCUGUGGCUUCCCUACGGAUUACUACAAUGCGCUCGGUAACGAGACUAUCGGCCCAAACCCAUCAUUCAGCAAUCAGUCCGUAUACGAUACGAAAGAGUUCGCUUCCGUAUAUAUCGGCUACUAUCGUACCGAUUUCGCCUCCUGGUACCUUGAAGGCCUUUGUCCUGAAACAUCUAAUCACACGUUCAUGGCGAUGUUCACUCGGAACAAGAGAUCUGUCAACGACAAGCCACAGAACGUAACCAGACUGUACUGCACGCCAGCCUACUAUCAACAAGAAGUCACUGCGAAUAUUCAUGCUGUCACGCGACGUCCAGUCAACAUAACAGCCAAAGGAGAGAAGGUACCGCUCCCAGCCGAGAAGUGGAAUACGACUUUCUUCGAGUACCAGAUGAACACUGGGAACAGUGACGUUGAGUCUCCUAAUGCACUACCACUCAAAUAUUGGCCCGACCAGCUUGAAACAGUCUCGGCAUUUCCUCUCAGCCUAGGAUCGCAGGGUACAAUCCUUAGUGACAUGGCAGGAUUCGCCAUCGGCGCAUCUAAUCAUACUCUGGACGCGCUGUUAGACCCAGAAGCGCUAGGACGUGCAUAUGAAGCAGCUUAUCGCAUCAUCUUCGCACGAUCUAUGGUAGAGAUUCUGGAUCAGGACUUCACAGCCUCAACUACCGUGAAUGGAAGCACCGAAUACAGGGUCGUGGCUGUCGUUGUCGUUCCGGUUUUCACUUAUAUAGUGGAAGGUCUUUUGGGAUUCAUUUCUAUGUGUAGCAUCGCCCUUCUUGUCAUCUCUCUUCGUCGGCAAUGGAGCUUACAGUCUGACCCGGCCACGAUCUCUAGUGUCAUGGCACUGGUCUCCGAUAACCCAGCAUUACUAGAUGACUUUGCCAAACUUGAUCGUGCGAGCAUGGAAGACUUUCAGGCACAUUUGAAGGAUAAGAAGUUCCUGCUAGAGCGCAGUGAGCGAGGCAAUACGAUUACAGAAGCGGAUAACUUCGAUCCUUUGGGCAUCCAUGCUCAUGGUGCAGUCCGUACCGAUUCGGAAGAAUCUCAGGCACCAACGCCAGUUCGCCCGAAAGAGUUUCGCUCCUUCAUGGUAACACCGUUCGUCAGCCUAUUGGUAGCUCUUGCAAUCACCCUUGGAGUCUUACUACACCAAAGUCUGCCUCAUGGUAUCACUAGACCCCCGGACACUGUCAUUCGCCAGCUCGUUACAAACUACGUUCCCACUGCUCUCGCGACACUGAUUGAGCCUGUUUGGAUUUUGAUCAACCGCUUGUUGUGCCUACUUCAACCACUCGAAGAACUCCGUGGAGGCAAAGCGACCGCGCAGAAGUCGAUUGAUGCCAAUUACAGCUCUCUCCCGCCACAGCUUGUGGUGCUCGGGGCACUACGCUCAUCCCACUUCAAGCUUGCUGCGGUUUGCUUAAUGGCGCUUCUUGCCAAUGUACUCGCAGUUGCUUUUUCCGGGGUAUUCAAAGAGCGUUCCGUAACGGUCCCUAGUACGAUAUCGUUCGCGCCACCCUACGAACACAGGUUCGUGUCGAUCAACGGAAGCGUGGGGCCGAACAUGCCAUUUCAAGAGCAAGUAAUGUUGAGACCCUCUGGUGCUUAUACCGGAGGUUUAGGUUCCAACCAGUUUCUAGUAGCUGAGUCCAACUACACUGCAGGAACCCCGCUACCAGCAUGGACUGACGAUCGAUUUAUGUACAUGCCAUUCGUGGACGAGGAUCACCCAAGCAUCGGCAUGGCAGAUGAGGUUCAUGCUCGAACAACAGCCAUUGGAGCAAACCUUGAGUGCCGGCAGAUCGAGGCCCCGAAUUGGAGAGCGAGCUGGUUCAGCGAAAGGUUCGGACAAUCACUGUCUAACAUCUCUGUGACUGUGAAUGGCAUUACUUGUGCAAGAAAGGGUAUCGUAACGUCUCUGAGCCCAAACGAAGUUGAGGUUGGAGGCUCCGCAUGUCAAACUGGCAAAGUCGCCAUGGAAUUCAGCGGAAUACUGGAGGCGCGUCAAAACGCUUCUUCAGUCGAGCGAGAUUUCUGUGCUCGACUGGCUGUGCUUGGAUACAUCCGAGAUGCCGAUAUUUGUUCACGCAACGCGACAACCAAUUUCAAUGAGAAAAGCGCUAUCUUCUUCGGGUGCCACUCUGGGUUGGUUGGCGGCGAAGCGGAUGUAACCAUCACCAACGACGGGCGAAUACAGAAUGUCUCGCAGGCAAAUGUUACUUCGGAUCUGUCUCCAGAGUUCCUAGGCCGACACUUUGAAAAUGACGCAUCGAACCUUUUACAUCAAGGAAACGCCUACCUUCUAGCGCGAUUUGCGAAUCCAAAGUGGCACAACCAAUCGUACGCUGGCGACUUCAUGAACUAUUUUAUGAUCAAGCAGAGCAACAGUAGCCAAAUGACGGACCCAAACCAGUCUCUGCCCUCACUUGAUGAGGUGACACGGAACCUUUAUCCCGUCUACAGCAAACUGUUCGCGAUUUGGCUAGGAAUCAACAAAAGAAAGCUCCUAGUUCCACGCCAGAAAGACUCCGCUUUUCUCAUGGAGGGUCUGGCGAACGAACGGCAAACCCGAAUCUUCCUGUCCAUGCCGCUAUUCGUUGUUGCCGAGAUUAUCCUGGGCAUCUAUGUUGUAGUUGCAGUAUGCAUCUACCUCUGGCGGCCGGGCCGCUUCCUUCCGCGCAUGCCGACAUCAAUAGGUGCCAUUAUAGCGCUAUUCGCAGCGAGCGAGGCCGUGCAGGACAUGCGUGGGACUAGUUUGUUGACGAGCAAGGAGCGGAGGAAGCACCUAGAGAGCUUGGGUGGAACGUAUGGCUACGGGACAUUCAUAGGCGCAGAUGGGAAAUUGCACGAAGGUGUUGAGAAAGAACCGCUUGUAGAUGCCGUGCCGCUCCCGGGUGUACUUGAGAAAGUACAGACGGGCUUCUCCUCGAAGAAAUCGGUGUUCAAACGAGAUAGGGGUUGA